AUGGACCUAACCAACAGAUUUGAUUCGCUGCGUUCUUUGACUAGUGUUCUAGAUAUUGGAACUCCACAGAAAAAGGAAUACUUUCUUUGUGCAGAAACUCCCAGCGCUGCAAGAGCAUGGGUAUCCACUUUACAUGCGACUCAGUUGGUACUACAGGCUCAUAAGGAGGCUGUGAAUUCAUUGGGUGAGAAUGGUCCUGCAAAAUUGGGAACAGUUGCAACUAUUGUGGCUGUAGCCAAUGCCACGGCAAUUGAAGCAACAAAGGAGGUACAGGCUGCAAUGAAGAUUUCCCUGCGGGCAACUUUGGGCUCAACUACAAAUAAACUUACCAAAGGCCAAUUAGAUGAUCUCACAAUAAUGAUGGAGACCCUUCGAGUUAAAGAUGACGAACUCCACCAGUUGUUGCAGGAUAUUCGUGCACGUGAUUCUACCGUCAAUGAAAUUGCAGAAAAGUUACAGGAGACUGCAGAAGCAGCUGAAACUGCUGCUUCUGCAGCACGUUCAAUUGAUGAAGAGAGAAGAUUUUUUACGUCAGAACUUGAACGUCUGAAACAAGACCAUGAGAAACAAGUUGAAGCAUCUUUGCUUAGGUUAAGGGAAUUGGAGGAGAAAGCAAAGCUUCUUGUUGAAAAGAGAGAUCAAGCAGCUGUUGUCAGAGCUGAAGAGAAAGCUAGGGUCUCAGCAGCUGAUGCUGACAUCCGCAUAAAAGAAUCCAUGAGCCGAUUUGAGUCUGCCAUCAAAGAAAAGGAGGAUCUCCUAGCCCUUGUGGAUGCUCUACAAUCUCAAAUACAAAGUUGCAAGUUUCUCAAACUAGAUUCUUUUAGAGAUAGCUUAAUGGGAGAUUACAUGUUUUCCAGGCAAGAGACUAGCACAAUACAGGUUUGUGAAGAGAGCUCGGAGCUCUGCACUACUGCUUCGAAGCACAAGGAAGACGAUAAUGUUGAUAAAGCUUGCGUAAGUGAUACAGAUCCAAUACCAGUUACGGAGAACAUUGUUGAGUUGGACGACGAGGGAGUUGAUAUCCCUACAGUCGGGGACACUGAGUGGGAUAAUCCCCAUUCUUCUGAAGUGUCUGAUGUAAGGGAAGUAACCACAGAACCUGAAGAAAACAGCUUGGAUAUUCCUGUUGAUACUUGA
Miscanthus lutarioriparius is the source of this 1137-nucleotide messenger RNA. NCBI's taxonomy places the organism in Eukaryota, Viridiplantae, Streptophyta, Magnoliopsida, Poales, Poaceae. The record is from the annotation of a GenBank genome assembly.